UCCUGAAAUUAUUUAAUGAACGUUUACUAAACGAAAUAGGAUUAUAGAACUUUAAUCAAUUUUAAACCACCAAUUAAAGAAAAUUGUUCCCGCUUCACUAACAAACAAUUACAGUGUAUAUCCCAUUACCCUUUAUAAAUCCUUUAAACUCAUAAUUAGUGUGUACAACUGAGUGUCAUGUUUGUAUAAAGAUUUUUUGUUGUGAUUAAAGUUUUGUAUUAGUCAUUCAGUGGCACAAUUUUUAAAGUAUACAAGGGCGGAAAAGAAUUAUAUCAUAAAAAAGAAUUGUUAGUUUGGUGAAAAACAUGGAAAUUAUAUUAUACAAUUUUUAAAUACAUCUAGUCGUCAAAACGGAGUGGUUAAUAGAAACUAAUGGGUGUGAUGAGAGGUGCAGUCCCCCUUGUUGGGCUGCCUGAAUUAUGGGCAAUUGUAUGGGGCGAUGUUUGCCUCAAUCGAAUCGUUUCGUUUCAAAACACAAUAGUAUUCACGAUUUUUCACAAUUACUUGAAGAGAGUUCUAUGCAGCAUGAGGAAGAUAAGAGAAAUAUCUUUGUAAGGCUAUUUUCCAAAAGGAAAUCAAGAAAAAAGAAGCCCGUUCUGGAAUUUGUUGAUGAUAUAUUAACUCCUCAUCUCACCACAUACAAUAGACUCAAUGAUAGCCAACAACUAUCUUGUACAAGUUCAUUUACAGGCAAAGAUAUUCCAUUACAAUGUUUAGAUGCGAAAGCUUUGCUUGCAAGAACAAACAUGUCAACUCCAGCUAGUUCCUUGGAUUUGGAAUGGGAACAUGAAACUUUACCCAUUUCAAUGGUAAAUGAUGCUUCAGGUGGUUCAUGGACGAUUAUGCAAGAAGAUAUAAUGGAAAAUAUAGAUAAUACAGAAUCUAGUGUAAAAAAUCCAAUAUAUACCGAAUCAGAUUGGUCACGAGUAUCUUCCGCUAAUUCUUUGGAAUGGGAUAAUGUUCCAACUUCAAUUCAGGGAAGUCCACCCGCUUCAGAAGUCGAUGCGGAUACCCAAUUUUUACUGAGCGAAAUCGAAAGACUCACAUCGCAAACUUUGAUGGAAACUGGCAAGGAAUUGUUUAGCUGACUUAAAUUACUCUUUUUUAAUAACCCGAUAGAAAAAAAUUAAAUUGUUAUUGAAUAGAAUAAUAAUUACUGUUGUGCAUUACCAUAUUUUUAAGAUUUAUGCUUUUUUUUGAAUACAUAUUUAUGGGUACAGAAUUUUAUUAUAAAUUGAAAAUGAAAUAAACACUAUAUAAUGAAAGACUCGUUUAGUUGAGGCGAUUUUCAAUUUAUAAAUAAAAAAUUUGUACUAAAGGAAUGAAAUGAGCUUAAGAAUAGUUAUGUAAAAACUUAUUUUUUUCUUUCAAGUCAAAAGUAAUGAAGGUACAAAAUGAUUCAUCCAAAACAGAGGAAUAUAAGAAGAUAAAUGUGUUAAAGAAUGAAAAAUAAAAACGAAAUGUUGACUAUAAAGUAAUGAAUUAAUGUGUGUAAUAAUUAUGUUUUAAUAUUGAUUAUUUUAAUCAAAAUAGUAGGUAGGGACCAAUAGCUUAUUUUUGUAUAGUUCAAAUUGCAAAUGGUUUAUGGAAAGUUAAUAAAGACAAUAGGUAAUGUAGUCAACAUCACAUACACUGUGUAUAUUAAGGAAAUAAUAUAAGUUAGGUUGAAAUUCUUUCAGAAAAGUGCUUGGACACAAAGAAUUGAAAUUCUUUUAUGAUGAUAGAGUAUGAACUCAACGUGAAGUGUAUAUUUUAUUUAAUCCUCAGUUACUCACAUGGAAUUUUGUAACAUGCUUAGUAAUGCUAGGUCUGCUGGACUUAUAACCAAUAAUUUUAGUUUUUAACGUUACUUGUCGAAGUUGUCCCAUUAUUUGCUAGUUUAUAUUUCUCCAAAGACUCUUAUAAGCUUCAAGGUAAAUUAUUCAUAAUAGCAUACUCGCAAGUUGAGUUGUUGCUAAAGCCAAGGGGCUUUAUCUGUUCUACUUCUUUGAGAUAUGGUUACUUUUCCAUCAAAACGAAUACAUCUGAGGAGAAAUCUAAACCUUGUUUUAGACAUCACCUUACGGAAUAUUUCUAUUCCAAAGUUAUUGGUUGAUAAAAAAUCAUCAAGGCGUCGAAGACCGCCUCGAAAUACUCCUGCUAAGUUUCUUUGUAAUCUAUAUCAUAGCCGAACUUCUUGAUACUAUUUGAGUUACAGACCAGUUAGUAGUGAGCAAAAUUGACAGGAAGUUUCGACAUACUGGUUCUGUAAAAGAUAAGCCAAGGAAUAAACGCCCUAAAAUCAACGAGGACAUAAAACUAAAUGUUUUACUAGCUAUAGAAGAAAUACAUAUAGCCAAUAACUAUGAUACCCUCUUUCAUCAGUAUGUAAGGUUUUACGACUGAAAAAUUAAUCCUUAUAAAAUACAACUGGUAUCUGAAUUAAAUGAAGACACUCAAAUCUUAAUGGAUUCCUAGUCAUGUUGAAAACAUUUUGUUAUCAGAUGAAUCAACCUAUACAUUAACCGGGCAAGUUAAUAGACAAAACUCAUCAAAAAAUCCCAGAGGCAUAACAGAACAACACGCUCAGUGUCCUCAAAAAAUUUAUGUUUGGGCAGGAAUUAUCAACAAUCGGGUCUUACUUUUUUGAAGAGACACGAAAUCUUUCAACAAUGUCUAAUCCCGAAUUUAAGAAAUUCAUUUUCCAGUGGUGAACCCGACGAAAUUUUAUAGCUCAUGCAAGAUGAUGCAAAACCACACUAUGCAGUUCUGGUCUAUCUUGAUAAAAUAGCACAUCCCAACUUAUAGAUUUGAAGGUGUGGAUCAAUUGAAUAUCAACCAAGGACCGCGGUCUUUUGGAUUUUUUUUUAUGGAGUUUUUACAAAAAUGUUGUAUACAAAACUAAACUUGAAUUGUUUGACCACUUAAAAACUAGAAUUAGAAGAGAAUGUGCUAACAUUAGUCAAGAAAUAAUUAUUAGGGUCCAGCAUGAAUUUAUGGAGUAUUAUAGAGUUUCAGUUUCAGAACUUAAUUAAGUAGAUAAUUAUUAUUCCUUAUUAAUUACAAUAUUAAGAUAACACCAUGUUAUCUUUUACCUGAAAUAAAAUAGUAGUAAUAUUUUUUAACAGAGAUUCACAAUUUCAUAUCUCAAUUUUGGGAAAAUCUGUACAUUUCAAUUUUAUCUCAAUAAAUGCGCGUUAAAUAAAAUAACAUAGAUGCCCAAGCAUUUUUCUGAAAGAAAAUUUUAUUUCUUACAUUAUGUACACAGUGUAUAUUGUGGUUAGAAAAUAAUGAAAAUAUUCUAAAAGGGAAAAAAAUAUUUAUUAACUUAUCAAAAAUCUACAUGGAGUGGCCUUUUUUGUUGAUUAUAUUAGAUGUUUAAAAUUAUGUUAAAAAAAACUUUCUCAACUAAUAUGCCUAAAAACAAUACUGUUUUGGAAAGCAUAAAGGGAUUUAAUGAAUUAUCUUAAUCUCCUCAAUAAGAACAUAUUUUAUUGUGAAACGCUGCUGAGACUUUUGAUUUUAAACACAAAUAAGAUGUAUAAUCAAUAAUAAAAUAAUUCAUAUUUUGUAAAGAAACAAAAGAAAAGGCUAAUAAAGGCUUGCAAAAGGAAUUGUAUUGUUAUUAAUUUUAUAAUAUCUUUUUAACAAAAAAAUUGUAAUAUAUGUUAACAAUGGAUAGUUAAAAAGGUGUAAAUAAAGUAGAAUGAAAGUAGUCUAGAUUCAAAUAUGUGAAUAAAAUUGUAUGUCUGGACAUAUCGAAAUAAAAAUAAAAAUCUUUCCUGAUUAUAA
Molecule: messenger RNA, 3771 nt
Organism: Onthophagus taurus
Lineage: Eukaryota; Metazoa; Arthropoda; Insecta; Coleoptera; Scarabaeidae
Source: RefSeq, a predicted model, not a curated record